AUGGCAGGAUCAGCAGCAGAAGGUACACAGUUUGAUACUCGUCAGUUUGACCAGAAGAUGAAUGAAGCAAACCAGAAAGUCUACGACCAGAUUGAUGUUGAUCUUAGGACAGCUUUCGAGAAUAACACUAAGCAGGGAGGAAUAUUGGAUUUUGAUGGAAUUUCUGGUGCUUUGAAAGAGCUGAAGCUCACCUUCCAACCACUGCAAAUUGCACAGCUUUUCCAAAACCAUAAAUCACAAUACUUUCAGCAGGAUGAAUUCAUGCAGCUCUUUAGCCCAAUGGAAAGUUACCAGCUCCUCUCUGAUGUGUUUAGCUCCUGUGAUCCUAACAAAACUGGUUACAGGACAGCUUUAAAGGGCUGUGCUCUUUAA
Arabis nemorensis is the source of this 372-nucleotide messenger RNA. The record is from the annotation of a GenBank genome assembly. Lineage: Eukaryota; Viridiplantae; Streptophyta; Magnoliopsida; Brassicales; Brassicaceae.